Molecule: messenger RNA, 720 nt
Organism: Volvox carteri f. nagariensis
Lineage: Eukaryota; Viridiplantae; Chlorophyta; Chlorophyceae; Chlamydomonadales; Volvocaceae
Exons: 3
Coding region: 1-720 (239 amino acids)
Source: RefSeq, a predicted model, not a curated record
AUGCGGCCUCCAAUGCUGCUGCUGCUGCUGUUGCUGCCAGUGCUACUGCCCGCUGCAAGCGAGGCUGCCAGAAGCAUCAUGGACCUCCGCGGCGGGGGCAACAGCCGCGAGUGCGACCCGCUUACGUUUCCGUACAAAACUCUCUUCUAUGACAACCCGUCGGACUGUCGCAACUACGUCCUGUUUGAUGUGGACGCGGGCUGCAUGCCGGACUGGCGCCGCGCUAAGGAGGUCUGCGACAGCUCGGACAUGGAACUGGCGCCAGCCGGGGAGGAGUCGUCCCUGGACCCCUCCUCCGACCUGUGCUACCUGAUGAGCCAGGAGGGAGACGUGCACCUGCAGGGCUGCGACCAGCCCGUCCGCUUCGUGUGCCGGAGCCGCUACGCUGGUGGUGAUGACCCCAACGUGCUGACACACGAGGAUGAGACCGGCUCGCAGUACCGCUUGUAUGGGAUGGAUGCAAAGCAGGCUACGACGUACGACGGCGCAGCGGCCUUCUGCACCGGUCUGGGCGCCGGUUGGGACCUGGUGCCGUACGGGGAUGACGUUGGGUACCAUGCCGUACAGCGUCUUUGCUCGGCCCGUUUGUUCACCUGCUGGCUAAAGCGCGCGAACGGUUUCCCGUACUGCCCGCUCAUGGCCGCGGACGGGACCUUGCAAAUGCAGGGCUGCGACCAGCUCGUGAGGUUUGUGUGCCGCCGCCCAAGGCAGAUUGCCUAA